Molecule: messenger RNA, 4724 nt
Organism: Misgurnus anguillicaudatus (oriental weatherfish)
Lineage: Eukaryota; Metazoa; Chordata; Actinopteri; Cypriniformes; Cobitidae
Gene: scube1
Product: signal peptide, CUB domain, EGF-like 1
Biological process (GO): signal transduction
Cellular component (GO): cell surface
Molecular function (GO): calcium ion binding
Source: RefSeq, a predicted model, not a curated record
ACCAAUCAGCAGGCGUCGCGAGGCAUCGAGCUCUCGUGCUCUGUCUGCCAGCAGCAGCAGAAACGCUCCUCUUAUCAAAGACACGCGCAACUGGAGAACUCCAUUCACUCACAGCCUCGAACCAUGAGUCCUGCCUGCUUCUCCUGGGACGUCUGUUUGCUUUUCCUCCUCAUAAAUACUUUCGAUGUCAUGGGAAAUGCUGGAGUCGCAGAUGCAGAUGAAUGCUCUGAAGCCACAGACGACUGCCACAUUGAUGCUCUGUGCCAAAACACUCCAAAAUCCUUCAAGUGCAUCUGCAAGACUGGUUAUAAAGGAGAUGGCAAGCACUGUGAAGACAUGGACGAGUGUGAGAACGACUACAACGGUGGCUGCGUGCACGACUGCAUCAACAUCCCCGGGAACUACAGGUGCACGUGCUACGACGGGUUCAUGCUCGCAGACGAUGGGCACAACUGCCUCGAUGUGGACGAGUGUCAGGACAACAACGGCGGAUGUCAGCAGGUUUGCGUGAACACGAUGGGCAGUUACGAGUGCCAGUGCAAAGAGGGCUUCUUCCUGAGUGACAACCAGCACACCUGCAUCCACCGCUCUGAUGAUGGGAUGAACUGUAUGAACAAGGACCAUGGCUGUGCUCACAUCUGCAGAGAGACUCCCAAAGGCGGGGUGUCGUGUGAAUGCCGCCCAGGUUUUGAGCUUGCCGAAAAUCAGCGCGACUGCAAAUUGACAUGUAACUAUGGAAACGGAGGUUGCCAACACACGUGUGAGGACACAGACACAGGGCCCGUGUGUGGAUGUCAUCAAAAAUAUGCCCUGCACUCAGACAGCAAGACCUGCAUUGAGAAAGAUGAGGCUGCAAUUGAGAGCUCUGAAUUCAAUUCCACGUCAGUAGCUGAUGUAGACAAGCGGGUGAAACGUCGUCUACUUAUGGAGACCUGUGCAGUAAAUAACGGUGGUUGCGAUCGCACCUGUAAAGACACUGCCACCGGGGUGCGCUGCAGCUGUCCGGUGGGCUUUACCCUUCAACCCGACGGCAAAACCUGUAAAGACAUCGAUGAGUGUUUGGAGAAUAAUGGAGGUUGUGAUCAUUUCUGCCGAAACACAGUUGGGAGUUUCGAGUGCAGCUGUCAGAAAGGAUUCAAACUGCUCACCAAUGAGCGCACCUGUCAAGAUAUCGACGAGUGUUCCUUUGAGAGGACGUGCGAUCACAUUUGCAUCAACUAUCCGGGAAGCUUCGAGUGUGUGUGUCACAAAGGUUACAGUCUCUAUGGGUUUACACACUGCGGAGAUAUUGACGAGUGCAGUAUUAAUGAAGGGAGCUGUGAACACGGCUGUGUGAACACGCAGGGCAGCUACGAGUGUCUGUGUCCUCCUGGAAAAAAACUCCACUGGAACAAGAAAGACUGUGUCGAGGCGGUAAAAUGCCUUUCGAAUGGGAAGCCGGCACCUCGUGCGCAGCUCAGCUGUACCAAGACGGGAGGAGGGGAGGUGUGCGCCCUGUCCUGUCCGUCAAACGCCCUCUUCCUGGCAGACUCUGAGAACAGUUACACUUUGAGCUGCGGUGUACCUGUCCAACCAGGUAAACUUCCACCGAAGAAGAACAUCACUUCAACCAGCAGUAGCUCUCUUCAGACCUGCACAGAGAUGCUGGCUCAGCCCGUAAAGCAGAAAGCACGCUUUAAGAUCAAAGACGCCAAGUGCCACCUCAGACCCCGAAACAAAGAGAAACCCCGAGACAUGGGAAAGCAGGGCCUUCAGGCUGGUCAGUUCCCCUGCAACGAUGACUGUCAGGUGACUUUUGUAAAUCUGAAGUGCGACUCCUCCAAAAAGCGCCGGCGUGGCCGCAAGUCUCCUUCUAAAGAAGUCUCUCACAUCACCGCAGAGUUUGAGAUGGAAAUGAAAGAAGAGGAAGCAUCAGAAUCAUGCAACGUGGACUGUGUGCGUGAGAAGACCAAGCAGAGGCUGCAGAGCGCCAUGCGCACCUUGCGUAAAUCCAUCAGCAAGCAGCAGUUUUACAUUCAGUUCUCCGGUACGGCGUAUGAGGUGGCGCAGCGCACCGUGCGGCAGACGGACGAAAACGAGGCGUGCAGUAUAGGACAGGUUCUUACUGACGGAAAAUGCGUCAGCUGCGGUGUGGGAACGUUUUACAGCGGAGAACAGGAGCAGUGCGUGGUAUGUCCUCCAGGAACCUAUCAGGACCGAGAGGGCCAGCUGUCCUGUGAGCCCUGCCCCAGCACGGACGGCCAGGGGAUCGAAGGAGCCAAGAAUGUCUCCGAAUGUGGAGGUCAGUGUCCUGCUGGUCACUUCUCCACUGAUGGGUUCCGGCCAUGCCAGCCGUGCCAAUUGGGCACCUUUCAGCCUGAGCCCGGUCGUGUGCUGUGUUUCCCUUGUGGAGGAGGACUCAUGACCAAACAUACAGGCAGCACAUCCUUCAGAGACUGUGAAGCCAAAGUUCAUUGCGCUCCUGGACAUCAUUAUAACUCCACCACACACCGAUGUAUUCGGUGUCCAGCUGGCACUUACCAAUCUGAGUUCGGCCAGAACUACUGUAUCACCUGCCCUGGAAACACCACCACAGAUUUUGAUGGAGCCACCAACGUUUCCCACUGCAAAAACCAGCUGUGUGGAGGUGAACUUGGAGAUUUCAUGGGUUACAUUGAAUCUCCCAACUAUCCUGGGGACUAUCCAUCAAAUGUGGACUGUGUCUGGACCAUAAACCCUCCAAACAAGAGGCGCAUUCUCAUUGUGGUGCCCGAGAUCUUCCUCCCAAUUGAGGACGAGUGUGGAGACGUGCUUGUCAUGAGGAAGAGCGCCCUGCCCACAUCCAUUACAACUUAUGAGACAUGUCAGACAUACGAGCGACCGAUUGCCUUCACUUCCCGAUCCCGAAAGCUGUGGAUACAGUUUAAAUCUAAUGAGGGUAAUAGUGGAAAGGGAUUUCAGGUUCCAUAUGUCACCUAUGAUGAGGACUACCAACAACUCAUAGAGGACAUUGUUCGAGACGGACGACUUUAUGCCUCAGAAAACCACCAGGAGAUAUUAAAAGACAAGAAACUGAUUAAAGCUCUCUUUGAUGUUCUGGCUCACCCUCAUAACUACUUUAAAUACACCGUGCAGGAGUCAAAGGAGAUGUUUCCACGGUCCUUUAUUAAACUGCUACGCUCCAAAGUCUCCAGGUUUCUACGGCCGUACAAAUAGAACAAUUUUCCAUGAUCCCGACUUUAUCUCUUCCUCUGUUGUUCCUCUGUUUUCUCCACUAUCCUCCAGAAGGCCUCACUGCGGCAGGAUGAGGAAAGAGUUUGAUCCUGUCUCAAAAUUUCUAUUUGUUUUUCUACCAAAACUUUUUGUUUUGUUUUGUUUAAUAUUUAUGUGCUUUAUUUUUCAAAAAGCCCCUUUGGAUGUUUGAUAUACACAGUAUAUAUUUGUAUAUGUAUGUAUGUAUAUAUAUGUGUGUGUGUGUGUGCGCGUACAACGAUAUGGGAAGGCUUAUUAGGGCAUAUUAUGACACACUGUAAAAUAAAUGCAGCAUUUUUGUAACUUAACAUAUUUAGUUAAACAAUUAUAUCUAAAAGUUAGGUCAACUAGUCAAAACUUAAAAUAAUAGGUUGAAUUGACUUGCAAAACCAAGUUGUUUUAACUUCAUGCUGCAUUUUUUUUUACAGUAUACAGACACACACAGAUAUAUAUUGUUACUUUAAAAAGAUGAUUUCCACGCCCCUAGUGUGCAUUGGGGUUUUAAACUUAAAUUUCCUCUUAUGACCUGUUGGAAUAUGGAAAACGGCAAAAAAGACAAAGCCAGAAAAAAUUAAGAGAGAAAGACUACCUGUCAGUACGAGAGUUAGUUAUGUGUACGUUGUUUAACUAGUUUUUUGAGCUUCGAUUGCACUUGAAUUUUAUAUUGUAAACUUUAGAGAAAAUGGAAAUCUAAGUUACUUUUGUUGUAUAGAGAUGUUUUACCUUGGUUGUAGAAACAAGUGCUCCCGCAUGGAGCUUAUAUGAAAACUUAAAAAGCCAAAUAAAACGAAGAAUAAAUCCCUUAAAGGGAUAGUUUACCCAAAAAUGAAAAUUCUGUCAUCAUUUACUCACUUUCAUGUUGUUACAAACCUGUAUAAAUGUACUUGUUCUCAUGAAAAUAAAGAAAGAUAUUUUGAGGAAUGUUUGUAACCAAACCAUCAUGAACCCCAUUCACUUCCAUAGUAAUACUAUGGAAGUGAAUGGGGCUCAUCAUAUACGAUUUGUUUACAAAGAGUGAGUAAAUGAUGAAUUUUCAUUUUUGGGUGAACUAUCCCUUUAAAACAGAAAUGUCACGUCUCGUAAUAAUGAUCUGACUGUUCGUAAUAUUAAAAAGUAGUGUGUUGACGUUCCUUCUGCUUCCCUUUGUCAUGUCUAAAGUCAUUUGUUUCUUGUAAUGUAAUUGUAGUAUUGCUUUCAUGUUGUUAACCAUCCAUGUUGUUUAGUUACAAGGAAUGGCACGUUUCAAGUAAUGCAAAUGUGAUGAUUUUUGCUGGUUGUGCAGUCACUGCUGACAGUGAUGAAAAAGAGACAGAUUUUGGAAUUAGAGACAUAUUCUCUAUUAUAAUGACGUAUCACCUUUGUGCUGUGCACAAAGACACAUUUUUUGCAUAUUUGUUGUUGGACUGUGGAUGAAGAGUUGACUGUGUUUAUUGACAAGAACACACAAAAAGCACGUGAAUGUCGACCGGCUUUAAACCUCCCAAAUCAUUUCA